Carica papaya (papaya) is the source of this 1784-nucleotide messenger RNA. Its product is annotated as Sulfite exporter TauE/SafE family protein. Lineage: Eukaryota; Viridiplantae; Streptophyta; Magnoliopsida; Brassicales; Caricaceae. Gene Ontology annotation, cellular component: Cul4A-RING E3 ubiquitin ligase complex; membrane. The record is from RefSeq and is a predicted model, not a curated record. Gene Ontology annotation, biological process: protein ubiquitination.
CCAGCCAGCCACCCUCUCCUUCAAAAACGGCCAACACCCAUUCUAGGCUCUCGCCGUCCCCCCUCUCAUUCUCUGCAAAAACUGUUUAUUUCACAAGGCGGUUCUUUUGAGUUCUUCGUUUUCUUGUUGAUUAGAAGCAGAACUCGGAAGAUUUUCGUAUCUGGAUUUUCUCCAUUGAAGAAAACGAGAUCUUGGCGCUGUAAUCGUUUUCGGUUUAACGAAAAAAAGAUAAAAACAUCCAUGGCGACGAGAGGAUUCGUGCUUUAUCUUCUUUCAGGAUUUUCUCUUGCGAUUCUUUCUGUUUUCUUCCUCAAUAACUCUACUGAGAGAAGCCCAUAUCAGCCUCUUGCUUUUUCUGCGAACUCAACUCUAUUGCUUGCGUCUUAUGGAUCAUCAAAUCCCGGCAAAGAAAAAGUUUGGCCUAAUUUGGAGUUCAGUUGGAGAAUUGUGUUGGCGACGAUGAUUGGAUUUCUGGGAUCUGCAUUUGGAACUGUGGGUGGGGUUGGUGGCGGAGGCAUUUUCGUACCAAUGCUUACUUUGAUUGUCGGAUUCGAUACAAAGUCUGCUGCUGCUCUUUCCAAAUGUAUGAUAAUGGGGGCAUCAGCAUCAUCAGUUUGGUAUAAUCUAAGAGUGCCGCAUCCAACAAAGGAAGUACCCAUCAUAGAUUAUGACUUGGCACUUCUAUUUCAGCCUAUGCUCAUGCUUGGCAUCACUAUUGGUGUUGCCUUGAGUGUUGUCUUUCCUUAUUGGCUUAUCACUGUGCUGAUCAUUAUACUCUUCAUAGGGACCUCUUCAAGGUCUUUCUUUAAAGGGAUUGAAAUGUGGAAAGAAGAGACAAUUUUGAAGAAAGAGAUGGCCAAGCGACAAGAAGCUAUAGUAAAUUCCCGCGGUGAACUCUUAAUUGACGCAGAGUAUGAACCUUUGGUACCUAAAGAAGAAAAAUCAGAACUACAAAUUGUGUGUUUCAACCUUAGGUGGAAAAGGCUGCUAGUGUUGGUGGGUGUGUGGUUCUGUUACUUACUAAUUCAAAUUGUCAAGAAUAAUACACCUGAGUGCAGUACAUGGUACUGGGUCCUGUUCUCUUUGCAGCUUCCUGCAGCAAUUGGAGUAUUUGCAUUUGAAGCAGUAAAACUGAACAAAGAACACAAGAAGAGAAUCAGCACAGGAAACACCGAAUCAAUUUGUGAGGCUUCGAUUGAGUGGACUCCGAUGCACCUUGCAUUUUGUGCACUUUGUGGUAUCAUAGGAGGAACAGUUGGGGGUCUCCUGGGCUCAGGAGGAGGUUUCGUUCUGGGGCCAUUAUUGCUUGAGAUUGGUGUUAUCCCUCAGGUUGCUAGUGCCACAGCAACAUUUGUGAUGAUGUUCUCUUCAUCUUUAUCUGUUGUCGAGUUCUACCUUCUCAAGAGGUUCCCUAUUCCCUACGCUUUAUACCUAACGACAGUGUCUAUCUUAGCUGGUUUUUGGGGACAAUACUUUGUAAGAAAGUUAAUUACAAUUCUUAAGAGGGCUUCCCUGAUUGUAUUCAUCCUCUCCGCUGUCAUCUUUGCCAGUGCUCUCACAAUGGGAGUCAUUGGUAUCGAAACAAGCAUCAAAAUGAUUCGUAAUCAUGAGUUCAUGGGAUUCUUAGGAUUCUGCAGCAGUCAAUGAUCAUUGACAAUGAAUGCAAGAAGAAAACGCGACGGGGAUGUUGGCCAAUUCCUAGUUGACCAGCACAAUAAAAAAAAAAAAAAAAAACAAUGGUAUCAAUAUUAGAUUCUGGACUCUUGAAAUGAAGAGAAGAAAAU